AUGGCCUGCUGCGCUACUAGUUUCUGUGGCUUUCCCACUUGUUCCACUGGCGGCACCUGUGGUUCUAACUCCUGUCAGCCCAGCUGCUCCCAAUCCAGCUGCUGCCAGCCCAGCUGCUCCCAAUCCAGCUGCUGCCAGCCCACCUGCACCCAGUCCAGCUGCUGCCAGCCCACCUGCACCCAGUCCAGCUGCUGUCAGCCCACCUGCACCCAGUCCAGCUGUUGUCAGACCAGCUGCUGCCAGCCCAGCUGCUGUGGUACUGGCAGUGGCCAGGAGAGUGGCAGUGGAGCCCUGAGCUGCCGUGUUAGAUGGUGCCGCCCUGACUGCCGCGUGGAGGGCACCUGCCUGCCUCCCUGCUGUGUGGUGAGCUGCACACCCCCAACGUGCUGCCAGCUGCACCAUGCCCAGGCCUCCUGCUGCCGCCCGUCCUACUGUGGACAGUCCUGCUGCCGUCCAGCCUGCUGCUGCCACUGUUGCGAGCCCAGCUGCUCUAAGCCCAGCUGCUCUGAGCCCAGCUGUUAA
Molecule: messenger RNA, 522 nt
Organism: Mus pahari (shrew mouse)
Lineage: Eukaryota; Metazoa; Chordata; Mammalia; Rodentia; Muridae
Product: keratin-associated protein 1-3-like
Exons: 2
Coding region: 1-522 (173 amino acids)
Cellular component (GO): keratin filament
Source: RefSeq, a predicted model, not a curated record